Camelus dromedarius (Arabian camel) is the source of this 1236-nucleotide messenger RNA. It is a transcript of the gene TM6SF1, whose product is annotated as transmembrane 6 superfamily member 1. The transcript has 10 exons. The coding region runs from base 106 to 1218 and encodes 370 amino acids. The record is from RefSeq and is a predicted model, not a curated record. NCBI's taxonomy places the organism in Eukaryota, Metazoa, Chordata, Mammalia, Artiodactyla, Camelidae. Gene Ontology annotation, cellular component: lysosomal membrane.
CGCGGGGCGCCUCGAAGGGCACGGCUGAGGGGCGCGGGCGCUGCCGGAAGCUGGGGCGGGGCGCCCGCGCGGGAUGCGUGAAGGGCAAGCGGCGCGGCGGCGGCGAUGAGUGCCUCGGCGGCCACCGGGGUCUUCGUGCUGUCCCUCUCUGCCAUCCCGGUCACCUACGUCUUCAACCACCUGGCGGCCCAGCACGAUUCCUGGACAGUUGUAGGGGCUGCUGCCCUCAUCCUGCUCCUGGUAGCCCUGCUGGCUCGUGCCCUCGUCAAAAGAAAGCCACCCCGGGACCCUCUAUUCUAUGUGUACGCAGUUUUUGGAUUUACCAGCGUGGUGAACCUCAUCAUAGGACUGGAGCAGGACGGGAUCAUCGACGGGUUCAUGACCCACUACUUGCGAGAGGGUGAACCAUAUCUGAACACUGCAUAUGGGCACAUGAUCUGCUACUGGGAUGGCUCUGCUCAUUAUCUGAUGUAUCUGGUGAUGGUGGCAGCCAUAGCAUGGGAGGAAAGUUAUAGAACCAUUGGCCUAUAUUGGGUCGGAUCUAUUAUUAUGAGCAUUGUUGUUUUUGUGCCGGGAAACAUUGUAGGGAAGUAUGGAACACGCAUUUGCCCUGCUUUUUUCUUGAGCAUACCAUAUACCUGUCUUCCUGUGUGGGCUGGUUUCAGAAUCUAUAAUCAGCCAUCAGAAAAUUAUAAUUAUCCCUCAAAGGUCAUUCAAGAAGUCCAAGCGAAGGACCUGCUGAGAAGACCCUUUGAUUUAAUGUUGGUUGUGUGUCUCCUUCUGGCAACUGGAUUUUGCCUGUUUAGAGGCUUGAUUGCUUUGGAUUGCCCAGCUGAGCUCUGCCGAUUAUAUACGCAAUUUCAAGAGCCCUACCUAAAGGAUCCUGCUGCUUAUCCUAAAAUACAGAUGCUGGCAUAUCUGUUCUAUUCGGUCCCUUACUAUGUGAUUGCACUUUAUGGCUUAGUGGUUCCUGGAUGCUCCUGGAUGCCUGACAUGACACUGAUACAUGCUGGAGGUCUAGCUCAGGCUCAGUUUUCUCACAUCGGUGCUUCUCUUCAUGCUAGAACUGCUUAUGUCUACAGAGUCCCAGAAGAAGCGAAAAUCCUUUUUUUAGCAUUAAACAUAGCAUAUGGAGUCCUUCCUCAGCUCUUGGCCUAUCGCUGUAUCUACAAACCAGAGUUCUUCAUAAAAACAAAGGCAGAUGAAAAAGUUGAAUAAAAACAUUAUUUUAUGUUC